AUGGUCUGUCACUACAAUUAUAACAGCAAGGAUCACGCCUCUACUUCUAUCGAUUCAUCGCUAUCGCCAUCGCGUACUGAAUUAUCCACGCGUUCAUCAACACAAUCAUAUACUUCAUCCAUUAUUAGGAACUAUUGCAUUGACAAUAAUCCUUCCUAUGACCAAGAUUUUCCUUGGUUGUGGAAUAAAUCGCAAACGUCGUUUAACCAGAGUAGCAUCCUUUCCUCAAUAUCCUCCGAUAUACAUACAAUAAGACGAUUCAAUACAGAUGUCAUUUCUUCGAACAAUAUUCAUACAUUUACCACAAAGUCAAUGCAAAAGAAAUGGCGUCCAUGGACAACACACAAAAUAUGGUUGAUGCUUGCUAAUACACUGCUUUUCAUCUAUGGACUUGCAUGCUUCAUGCUAGGUAUAUGUACCUACUGUAAACUAUAUCUACGAGCUAUUAUAUUUCUGAUCGGGGAAAGAACGCUAGCGAACUUAAUAACAAUCACGGGCUGUAUCUGUUUAUGUACCUCGCUACUUGGCUAUACUGGUAUCGUAUUACACCAUCGUCCUAUUUUAGCCAUUUAUAAUCUUUUGCUAUGGAUAUGCUUGGGCUUUAUAGCAAGUAUCGGCUACUAUUCUUAUCGUAGAAUGAAAUGGAACAUUGAGGGCAAGUUAUCUUAUCAAUGGCAUUAUCAGUUAAGCUCUCAAGAUAGGGCUACUAUCCAAGCCAAUUUGCAUUGCUGUGGAUACAAAAUUUAUUCUGAUUUCCAUGAAACUUCUAACAAGUGCUACCCUCGCACGCUUUAUCCUGGCUGCCGAUCCAAAUAUCUGAAUCUCAUUAAAGGCCUGUUAAAGAACGCCUGGACCAUUGCAUUUAGCAUUGUGCCUGUGCAUCUGGCAAUAUUGAUAUCGGCUUUACUUUGUUCUAACCAUGUAAAUAAUACGUUUGGAAAAGGAUUGCCACCAUACUUAUAUCAUGUGAAUUACAAUGUGGCAAUGGCACCCAUCAGUUCUGUUGACGUAGCGCACUAUGAUGACAGUACAACCACAAAGAGCGAUUCUUCCAUAAGAAGACGUGCUUAUUAA
Mycotypha africana is the source of this 1074-nucleotide messenger RNA. RefSeq lists its product as uncharacterized. The record is from RefSeq and is a predicted model, not a curated record. Bases 1 to 1074 code for a protein of 357 amino acids. The transcript is spliced from 5 exons. Gene Ontology annotation, cellular component: membrane. NCBI's taxonomy places the organism in Eukaryota, Fungi, Mucoromycota, Mucoromycetes, Mucorales, Mycotyphaceae.